UUGAAUGCGGCCGUUUGAUAAAGUGGAGGUCGUGCGCUGCAGCUAAUAUCAGAUUUGUUGGGCGUGUACAUUUUUGUGUGUUGAAUUGUGAUUUUAGAUAAUAAUGAAAUAAAUAAUUAAUUGUUUUGUUAAUAUUUUAAGAGAGAAAAAUGGAAAACCCAGUUCAAAUGCGAGACCUGUCGGAAUUUUGCGACCAGCUUGGGGAAAUGCAGCGUCGUUUUUGUAAAUUAGAUAACUGUGAGAGAACAAUUGCUCUCUAUUAUUUAAUGGUCGGGUUACCAUUUGCUAAUGCUCGUUUUUUGCAACGUGCUUUAGAGGAAGCUAUAUCGAAGGUUAAUACUCCAGAGUCACAAUUGUUGGAGCAUAAUGCCAAUGACCCAUCGUACAUUUCCAAUUUUCUAGCCGAAGCACCUCACAUAGCUUUAUCAAAGAUGUUAGCUCACAUACCUUUAUUACGUCCUGGCAAUAAAGAAGCAUUAAAAGUGUAUACAAGUACACUUCGAAGAAUAUUAUCAGAUUACAUCGCACCUACGUACAAAAUAUACAACGAAUGUGUUGAAAUUUUAUCUUACGUUUUUGUACACCCCGCUUUUGGCAGAGAAGACAAGAAAUCGUUCAGGCACUUACUAUAUCACGUAUUGCAACCCAACUCACAAAAAAACCUUGCCCAGUCGGUCAGCGAGUCAAGUGACGAAUCGGUCAGCCCCAAUCCAGAACCUGCAAACUACUUGUCAAGCUGUUUGCAACACAAUCGCUUAAAUAGACGCUCUAAUAGCCUGACACCUGGCCAAGUCGGCGGCACGUACGCCACUUGGUCAUCACAAGAAAACCUAGGACCUCAAAUACUGAAACCGCGAAGUUAUUCCUUAUCCAACGACAAAUCACUACCUUUAAAAUCGAGUUCGAUUCAAACAAGUAGCUCCGAGACACGAUUGCAAGAAUUGCAAACUCAAAGUAUGAUGUUGAAGGGAAUCGUUUGUUGGCUGAAAUCGUUAAGACUGCACAAAUACAGUUGGGUGUUUAAUAAUUUAAGUUACGAACAGAUGUUGAAUUUGACUGAAGUCGAUCUCGAAUCCAUGGGUAUAACGAAGGGGGCAAGGCAUAAAUUAUUAUUAAGUAUCGCAAAGCUGAAGGAACGUAGUCAAUUAUUGAAUGAACUGGAAACUGAAGUGAUGAAUGGUGGGGAUCUAACGUGUGCUUUAAAGAAGUUGAAAGGCGUACUACAGAGUCCUCUCCAGACAACUGCAGGAGAAAAUUUACCAUCACAAUUUAUUAAAGUAAUGGGAAAAGUGUGCACACAAUUACUGAUGCUACGACAGCCCUCGGAUGAUUGUGUGGUUCUGUUCUCCUCUCUCUGCGAACGGGCCGAGGCAUCGGACGCCUUUACAGAUGAACAGAAAAAGCGAUUAGGUUUAUGGCGGGGCCAGAUGGUACGAGGCAAUCAUAUUCCUGUUUAUACUCAUCGACAUCAAAGCAAUAAUUCUCAGAAGCAGCAAACGGUACAAAUGCAGCAUUAUAAAACCGUAAAUGACACGGGUUUCCCUCAAAUGUACGCCCAGAAGAGUUCCUCGUAUCCGAAUAUGCAGGGAAGUCCGAUUGUAGGUGCGCAUAGGCAUUCUCUUGGAAGCACGACCUUACAAAACCAGUUUUUUAAUAUGAACACCCAAUUUUGUAACACACCCGUUGUUCCUUGUACAAAAAUGGAUCACAGUUUCAGGCCUGGGUAUGCGAAAAGUACGCAACAUAAUGAUAAUACAAAACUUUUCAUGCAUAGUACACAAGGCAUUAAAAGUAGUGAUAUUGAGAGUAGCUUAGAGUCGUUAUGUUUACAGAUGAUGGAGCAUGCACUUGGGCCUUAAUUUUUUGGGGCUUGUUUGUUAGUAUUUUUUUUCCUUAACUUUCUGUUUGUUUCGAAUACUGAUUUUGGACAAUGGCCUAUUAUUUGUUCUUAUAGCGUUAUAUUUCCAUGAUGAAGCACACUGUAGUUUUGUGCUGAUAUAAGUUUGUAAGACUAUUUCAUUGUUUUAUGUUGUAUAGAGUUUAAUAUUUUUAGCUUUAUAUGUUGAAAGGUUAUCUAUUUUACUGCUGGCAGAUUUCAUAUUUUAGUACAAUUAUUAGAUCUUGUUUUAUAAAUUUAUUUUUGAUGUAUUAUAGAAUUCAUUUGAUGCUUUACAUAAUACACUCUAGUUCAAAUUAACAAAAACAAAAAAUAGUGUAUGGUAUUUAAUGAAUUUAUAUAUCUAUAUCCUAAUGUUAAGACUGUAUUUUGUUAUACGCAGAUGCAAAAGUUUUGUGAAUUUAGCGCAGUCAUUUAAUUCAUAUUAUAUGUUUAUUUUUCUAUCUAUUUUUUAAUAGACAAAACUGUAAAUGUGGUCGUGUAGUUGCAAUUUUGUGAAGUAUGAAAUUUUGAAUGUGAACAAAGUUUUCUAUUGUUUUAUGACAUCGUUGUUGCUAUGAAUGGAAAACUUUGUAGACGAGUUGUAAUGUGAAUGUAAGUGAUUGUCUUCGUGUGAUACAACCCAGCCAUCUAGCGAUGGCUAAAACUGAUUCAAAAGACUGAUUUCUAAAUAAAGAAUGUUUUAUCAGAAA
Molecule: messenger RNA, 2589 nt
Organism: Photinus pyralis (common eastern firefly)
Lineage: Eukaryota; Metazoa; Arthropoda; Insecta; Coleoptera; Lampyridae
Gene: smg
Product: protein Smaug homolog 1
Exons: 4
Coding region: 150-1859 (569 amino acids)
Biological process (GO): negative regulation of translation; nuclear-transcribed mRNA poly(A) tail shortening
Cellular component (GO): P-body
Molecular function (GO): translation repressor activity; mRNA binding; protein binding
Source: RefSeq, a predicted model, not a curated record